GAUUGAAAACGCACUCAAUUACCAUAAAACGGUAAUAAAUAUUUCUUCGGCAAGUAUCGAAAUUAAGUGUUAUGCACUUCUGAAGUUAAUUGAAAUCUAAAUCGGUCCGCGACGUGAUGUGAUCGGAUAUUAAUAUCGGAUAUUUAUAUUUACCGACUGGUUUCCGAUGAGUGAAGGCGACGGACGUUUGCCAAGAAAAACGUCGGCUUGAAUGAAGAGGUGAUAGCUCUGGACGCAGCGUUUGGCAUAUGGCCAGAGUUAUUGGGAGGCAAUAGGUACCACCUUGGCAGCUUCUUCAUACCAGCGUACACACAACUUUUAUGAUAGUUGAGAAAUGGUACCUUUGGCAGAUAUGGAAUUAUUUAACGAUCAUCUUCAGGAAGUUCUCGAGUAGUAUCAACGGAAGAAAGAAGCACUUACCUUUACAAGGUCCUCGAUAUACGAUUGGUAUCGCCCUACCGGCCGUGCACGCGGCAGAUCGCAAAUGGCACGCAGAAGGGUACGUCUUACCAUCCACGGCGCACACCACCCUCUUGGUACCACCAUCCGGGAAGUUCGGACAUCGACGGAGGCAAGCGGCGCAGUGCGGCCUGAGAUUCUGGUCCAGGAGACAGUGCUUGCCCAUUGGACAUUGGAUCCUUGAACAAGAUUCUGGAAGAAAGGAAAACGUUCAAGGUUUUGCUGGUUGUCGCAAUUUAUUCUUCAUUCAAAUAAAACAGAAAAAUCCUAGUAUAAAUACACUCUCCAGAAAAACAAGGUUCCAGAGUCGAGCUCCUCGUCACUGUAAGCCGUCGUAUGGGAUGGGGAGGCGCAGCACUGCUCCCUGGAGACGCGUUCCUGGAGCAGCUCGGUACACCGGCCGUAAGGGGCCUCCCCUUUGGAGGAGGUAG
Messenger RNA from Acanthoscelides obtectus, 890 nucleotides. The record is from the annotation of a GenBank genome assembly. NCBI's taxonomy places the organism in Eukaryota, Metazoa, Arthropoda, Insecta, Coleoptera, Chrysomelidae.